Molecule: messenger RNA, 3830 nt
Organism: Nicotiana tabacum (common tobacco)
Lineage: Eukaryota; Viridiplantae; Streptophyta; Magnoliopsida; Solanales; Solanaceae
Source: RefSeq, a predicted model, not a curated record
CCAAUAAGAAUGAAAAUCAAGCGGCUGUUACAAUAACCAGUUAACCACUACUCCAUUAAGUAAUUAAGCAAUAAUUGCUGUUUAACUGCCAUUAAUUAAUCAAUAACACAAAUAAUUCAGAGCUCCUCUCAGUCUGUUUGUGUCAUUAAAAACUCCAAUUAUCGUUUGAUUUCUUCUCAGAGCACCUCGGGGCAAAUUCUACUCAUGUUCAUUAAGGAUUAGAUCAUAUAUUGAAGAUACCAAAAAACAGGCGAAAGAAGAUAAAAGCAGGCUGAUUGAUUGAGUUUUCUACUUUAUCUAAGGAAGAUGUCUGACAAGAGUUUGGAGAUUAGGCCCUGCUUGGUGGCUGAGCCAUCUAAACAUAUGCAAAAUCGACAGAGUGACCCUGUGAAUAAUGAGGAGAUAGUUGGUUUUGAGAAAGAUGCUGAAACAAUAAUUAAGCGUCUAAAUGAAGGAAAAAAGGAGCUAGACGUCAUCCCAAUUGUUGGGAUGGCUGGACAAGGUAAAACAACUUUUGCUAGAAAGUUGUAUAACAAUGGUAGCAUUGCUUACCAUUUUAAUGUUCGAGCAUGGUGCAUCAUUUCCCAAACAUAUAAUCGACAAGAGUUAUUACAAGAGAUUUUCAAUCAAGUUACAGGUUCCAAGGCCAAGGUAGAUGAGGUUGGCGAACUUGCUGACAUUUUGAGGAAAAGAUUAAUUGGCACGAGAUAUCUGAUUGUCUUGGAUGAUAUGUGGGAUAUUAAAGCAUGGGAAGAUUUAAGAUUAUCUUUCCCAAAUGGUGAAACAGGAAGUAAAAUAAUAGUAACAACCCGACUAGAGGAAGUAGGUAAGCAGGUCAAGCACGAUACCGAUCCUUAUUCUCUCCCAUUCCUCACACGCGAUGAGAGUCUAAUGUUGUUGCAAAAAAAAGUGUUUCAACAGGAAGGUUGCACACCUGAACUACACAACGUAAGUUUAGCAGUUGCAGAAAGAUGCAAAGGAUUGCCUUUGGUGAUUAUCUUGGUAGCUGGAAUAAUCAAAAGCAAGAAAAUGGAAGAAUCUUGGUGGCAUGAGGUUAAAAAUUCUCUACUUUCCUAUCUAGGUGAGUCAGAAGGAUAUAGUCUUUCGACUAUGCAGUUAAGUUAUGACAACUUAUCCGAUUCUUUAAAACCUUGCCUUCUUUAUAUGGGGAUGUUUCAGGAGGACGCGAGAAUUCCAGUGUCUAAAUUAAUAAGUUUAUGGAUCGCGGAAGGCUUCGUGCAGAACAUUGAAUAUGAGAAAUCAAUGGAAGAAGCAGCUGAAGGUUACUUGAUGGAUCUCAUUAGCAGUAAUGUGGUGAUGGUUGAGAAGAGAAGCUAUAGCGGUAAAGCCAAAUACUGCCAGGUUCAUGAUGUCGUACUUCACUUUUGCUUGGAGAAAAGCAGAGAAGAAAAAUUUAUGUUGGCAGUGAAGGGGAAUUAUAACAACUUUCAACCUUCUCAUUGGAAGGUAACUCGAUUGAGCAUCACUGUUACUGAUGAACUUUCUGCGUGUGCAUUGCUCACAGCGGAGCCUUUCCAUCAACAUUUAAGGUCACUGAUAACAAAUGAUGGAGGAGAAUAUUUGCAAUGGAAUCCUUUCCCUCAGAUUAGUAAAUUGGGAUUUCUUAAGGUGUUGGAUUUGAGUUCUUAUGAAGUGGUUCCCUUGUCAUCAAUUAUACUGCAUCCACUGAUUUAUCUGAAGUACCUCGCAGUUAGGACAGAUCAAUUUGAUUUCCAUCCGGAAUCACAUCUACGCCAUCUUGAAACUUUAAUUGUUCUCUCUUCCAAGAGCGUAGUUUUACCCCCGAUUUUUUGGAAAAUGGAAAAACUAAGACAUGUUGAGAUUACUGGAGUUAAUUUUUAUUUGAAAAACAUUAAACAGGGGAUCUUUGAAGAAUCCUCUAAAUUGGAAAAUUUGAGGAUAUUAAGGGAUGUUUGUUAUCCAGCUAAUGAUGGUGAAUGGAUGGAUGGCUUAUUACAGAGGUGUCCUAACAUUCAAAAUCUUAGGCUCACUAUCUCUUGGCUUAAUUCUAGAGAGAUUUGUACUUUCAGUCCCAAACUAGAUAGUCUUACUCGGCUGCAAUUACUUGACCUUUCCUUUGAGGGUUGGAGAUUUAGUAUAACUGAGUUACACCUUCCUUCAAAUCUAAAGAAGUUGAAACUUGAAGGGCCUCAUAUAGUAAGCGCAGCUCCCUCAAUUGCGGGACUACCAAAUCUAGAGUAUCUUAAAUUAGAGGAUUGGGGAAUUAAGUCGGAAGAGUGGUGCCUCAAAGAUAUCAAGUUCAAUAAUCUUAAGUUGUUGAAACUGGUGUCGUUAGGUAUCUCAAGGUUGGAUGACCCAGAGGAAUCUUUUCCUAUGCUUGAAACGCUUGUUAUAAAAAUGUGUCACAAGCUUGAGGAGAUUCACCCAAGCUUUGCAGAUAUUGAAACAUUGCAACAGAUUAAGUUGAUUGGGCGCAGGCCACAAACUCUGGAGCCUUCAGCUGUGAAACUUAAGGAAGACAUCGAAGAGAUUGAAGGAUGCAGCCGUCUUACCCUCAUUAUGGACGUUUGGAUCAGCAAGCAACAUAGCCGGCAGCAGCGAGGUCAAGCAAGAGCUCCUCUACGGAUCAUGUGAUCAGUAAAGGGAAAUCAAGAAAACAAAUGUCAAGCAUUGUGGGGCGUCAUUCAUUACACAGAUCCUCUACACUUUCCUCCGUUAUACUGAUAUCUACUUCUGCGAAGCAAAGGUAAUAAAAAACUGGUUACAGUCUAAAAAACUUUCCUACUUUCCAGCAAAUUCCUCAUCCCCUUCUAUACUGGUCUCCGUUUCUCACCUUUUCUUCUUAUCAGUUCUUCUAUGUCCUUUCAAUUGCUAUUCUUUGUAAUUCUUCUGUGUAAUUCUGUUAGUAAGGGCAAUACUACAAGUAAGUUUCCUUGUGUGCCAAUUGUUUAUUUCACGUUUGGUACAGGUUACAUUUUGACUGGGAGCUGUAGGCCAUGCUGUGAGUCUCCAUAUUGCAAGCAUAAAUGAGACUGCAAUAUAUGUAUAUAUCUAGCAAUAAAGGAAUUGAUACCUCUGUCCAACCAAUGAUGUGACAAAUGAUCUUCACAUCAAUUUGAUAAAAUAUCAUCUUGUUCAAUGUCAAUAAUUUUAAUCAAACUGUUAAAACACAUAUCGAUUGAUCAAAGCCCAAGUCAGUAAGAUACAUCAUAAACUCAUUGAUAUACAUCUACUGUUACUAUUACUACAUUGCUACCACUAUUGCAUAAAGGCUUUAAGAGCUAAUGAAGAAUCCUUACGCCACCAGAAAGAAAACAGUAUUUUAAUGUUUGGAAUGUUCACUCUCAAAUAAUUUUGGGACUACCACUAUUUUUACUCAUUGGUGCCAGGAAAUACAAGACAUAGCAUAGAAGUAAAUAGUGCAGGAACUUCUGCCAGAAUAGUGCAGGACACUUUGGAUAACUAUACAAAAACACCUCCGCAACACUGGUUGAUUCUUUGACAGAACUACAUUUGAUUUUAUGUAAGAAGAUUACAAGACUGAAGUGGAAGGCCAAAGGUGGGAGAGGUUUGUGAAUCACAUCUGUUUGUGCUUCAUGUGCAAGCAAGAGGGAGAGGAUGCCAAGUAUUUAUCGCAUCACUGUCCAUUCUGAUAUAAAUUUUUGAUGUAUGAUUGGACGCUCUUUGUAGAAAAUCAUGUCUUUUUGUUAGAUCCUCUACUUUAGUAUACACCUUUUAUGCAAAGUUCCCUGCUCAUAUAAAAAACUGUAUCUUCAUAAAACAAGAAGUCCAAUCUGGUUUUGUAUAUGAAUAUGAGGCUGAGAUACAACCAAGAAAGUUCAGGUAUU